AGUUCCCAGCUGUCCGAAAGGUCUUCGGAACUUCGGCUCUAAAGCGUUCCUCAGCGCCAUCCGCCCGGAAACACGAGCGACAGAGAAAAGGUCCGCGAGGCCGGCAGACUCCAGAGUGGCUGGGUCCGAGCGCGGGGCGGGUUGCCGAAGGGCCUCGGCCUGGGCUGCGUGCUGGAGAGCGGGGACGGGGCCGACUCACCAGAGGCUGCAGCAACAGGUCCACUUUGCUCUCCAGUCUCUUUCUCCGACACCGCUGAGGCGGUUUCCCACCGACUUCCUUUCCAUACAGCACCGGCAGGCACCGGUGUGAAGGGUCAUAAAAAUGGCGCUGGCCGCUCGUUUGCUACCCCAGUUCCUGCACUCUCGGUCGCUGCCCUGCGGGGCCGUCCGACUCCGGACUCCUGCUGUGGCCGAGGUGAGGCUGCCGUCGGCCACACUUUGCUACUUCUGCCGCUGUCGCCUCGGCUUGGGAGCGGCGUUAUUUCCACGAAGCGCUAGGGCCUUGGCAGCCUCGGCGCUACCUGCCCAGGGCUCCCGGUGGCCAGUGCUCAGCAGCCCGGGACUCCCCGCAGCCUUCGCUUCUUUCCCUGCCUGCCCUCAGCGCAGCUACAGCACGGAGGAGAAGCCCCAGCAGCACCAGAAAACCAAGAUGAUCGUCCUGGGAUUCUCCAACCCCAUCAACUGGGUUAGGACUCGAAUUAAGGCCUUCCUUAUCUGGGCCUAUUUCGACAAAGAGUUCAGCAUCACAGAGUUCUCCGAGGGAGCGAAGCAGGCUUUUGCUCAUGUAUCCAAGUUGCUGUCACAGUGUAAAUUUGAUCUGUUGGAAGAACUUGUGGCCAAAGAGGUGCUACAUGCAUUGAAAGAAAAGGUUACUUCACUACCUGACAACCAUAAAAAUGCCCUUGCUGCUAACAUAGAUGAAAUUGUAUUUACAUCAACAGGAGACAUCUCCAUUUACUAUGAUGAGAAAGGAAGGAAGUUUGUUAACAUCCUGAUGUGCUUUUGGUAUCUAACCAGUGCCAACAUCCCCAGUGAAACUUUAAGAGGAGCCAGUGUAUUCCAGGUUAAGUUGGGGAAUCAGAAUGUGGAAACUAAACAACUUCUUAGUGCAAGCUAUGAGUUUCAGAGGGAGUUCACACAAGGAGUAAAGCCUGACUGGACCAUUGCACGGAUUGAACACUCAAAAUUAUUAGAAUAAUUUUCUUGGAAAAAUCAGCUUAUGGACUUUAGCAGUUGCUGUGAAAAACUAAGGAAGAAAAAUUUUGGGGUCAUUUGAUCUUCACUUAAUCUAAGUCUGUGAAUUACUUUUAUAUUAUUUUGAAAUACUCCUUGCAGUAUAUUGGCAUGAUACAGUAAAAGCAUUUUCCACAGAUUGUUAUCACCUUCUUUAAAAGAAGUCAAAAUUUAAAAAAUACAAUAGCACGUUGUUGGUGUCAUAUUCAAUAACAUUUCCAAUGCUACAUAUAAUUUUAUAGACAUAAUAAAGAAGGUAUUGAAAAAACUA
Homo sapiens (human) is the source of this 1504-nucleotide messenger RNA. It is a transcript of the gene MAIP1, whose product is annotated as matrix AAA peptidase interacting protein 1. Lineage: Eukaryota; Metazoa; Chordata; Mammalia; Primates; Hominidae. Bases 323 to 1198 code for a protein of 291 amino acids. The transcript is spliced from 6 exons. Gene Ontology annotation, cellular component: mitochondrial matrix. The record is from RefSeq and is marked validated.